CUCCCGCCGGGAGAAGAUGGCGGCGGCGGCGGUGGGGCCAGGCGGGCGGGCCGCGGGCUCGUCGGUUCCGUCGCUACGGCGAGGCCGGGGUCGGCGGCGUCGGGACGAGGCCGUCCCAGCGGACGACGACGGAGCCCCGGAGACCCCGGCGCGGCGCUCGGGCCAGCGGGAGGGCGCCGCCGGAGAUCCGGGCCCUCCGCGAGAUUUUAUCUUCCGAACGCCCAUCACUUUGGCCAAACACGGAGAAGUUCACGAGGAACAUAAAAGCCACUUGCGAAAGCUGAGACAUGAAAAAUGGCAAGAAGAGAAAAACCCGGAGGAUUUGAUUCACAAGCUGAUGGCGGACGACGCUGAAGUGGACAGGAGGAGGACGGACGACCAGAAGAAAGAGGAAUCCCUUAUGGCCAGAGUGAGCCACGAACGUGUAAGUUUUCCCGAGUGCCUGUCGGAUUCCGAAAACGAGGAACCCUUCCAGUGCCGGCCCGUCUAUCGGUCAGCUUUUGUCUCCAAGGGCAGCGCCUACUCCGUCGCCUUGCUGGCUGGAAAUUUCAGCUCCCAAGUGGAAAGGAGUCAAAGUUGCAACGAUACUCUGGGUAAUCGAUCGAAGAGCAGGCAGAGAUCGGCUCCUGUUCGAACAAAGGCCAACCCUUCCACUGGUGCCUCCGUUUCCCUCGUGGGCGUCCUUUCCUCCACCCAGAACAACCGCUGCCUCUCUGCUCCGGACCUGACGGCUGAGAAGCGCCUGGUCUCCCACCAGGCGCCGCCUUCGUUCCCUGUCCUGCCUAGGCAGGAGCGCUCGAUCAGCCCCGAGAGCAAUGACAGCAUCUCCGAGGAGCUGAACCAUUUCAAGCCCAUCGUCUGCUCGCCCUGCACGCCUCCCAAGCAGCUGCCGGACGGGCGCGUGCUGAGCCCUCUCAUCAUCAAAUCCACCCCCAGAAACCUGACCAGGAGCCUGCAGAAGCCCACCACCUACGAAGCCAGCCCUCGGAUCCUGAAGAAGUGGGAACAGAUCCUCCAGGAGCGUCAGGUCAAAAAGACUCUCUCCAAGGCUACCUUGACCUGCUCAGUUCCCGAGCCGGGCGAAGAUUUCCCGGCUCCGAACCUCAACGUCCCCAUCAAGUGUCCUCUGCAGAUGCCCAGCGAGGUCUCCUUGCCAGACCCUCUCCCUCUCCCCUCUCUUACAAAGCUGGGCAGUUCUGCAAAUCGGAGAGACUCGGAGGCUACGGAGCUGACCCCCAGGGUCCUCCCGCCAAGACCCACCGAGAAACCCCCCAAUUCCAGGAUUUCCGAGCUCCCCGAAGCGAAAUUGGCGCCCCGUCUGGCUGGGCCACGCCUUCACUUCGAUGCCAAAACGAUAUCCCGGAAAGUCGUCCGAGUGAACUCGGCCUCGGAGAACGGCACUCUCGGGAAUACGGCCGAGCGGAAGCCGCGUAAAUACUGGGACGAGAGCCAACUGUGCCGUCUCUCCAACGGCAUCCGUCUCGAGAGGGGGCUCGGCGAGGAGACCCCCUCUCUGCGGCGCGGACAAAAGCGGCCGUGCAAAACCAAGCACCUGGACCCUUCGGUCAAGCGGCUGAGGCCGUCGGCGGGCUGUCGCAAGGGCCCUGCAACGUCCGAUCCGCUGAGACGGCAGAGGCGACGGCAACGUGGCAGGACGGAGCAGCGACUGCAACAGGAGGAGGCCGACCGGCAGCUGGCCGUGCAACUCCAGCGGCAGUUCGAGAGGGAGAUCCGGACAGCGGAGAGGCCGAAGGGACGAGCCGAUCAGUAUUUCUUACGGUCCAAGAACUCCACUGGGGCAAAGUAACCUUCGCCAACUACGUGGCUUUUUCAAGAUAUCCCCUGUAGAUGUCGCUCGUCAGUCUGGCGGAGUUCCGGGGAGCAGGAGUUCUGUCCGGUUGGUGUAGGAGCCAGAUGGAGGUCACAGUCCAGAGCUUUCUUCCCCCCCCCCAAAGCUGACUCCGAGAUCAUCAAUCUCCCUCGCAGCGAAGACCCUUCGUCUGUUCUCAUCGGAUCUGGGGUGCCGGUCCGGCUGUUGCUGCCUUGGGAUCCGAGUUGGUUACGAUAACGGGGGUGAACCGACGUUGCGAGCGGCGUUUGCAAUUUCAGGAGCAGCCCUGUGUGGCUGGAAGGCCCAGUGGCAGAAUGGUGGAUCUGCAAUAAAAUAUAUUUGAAUCUGUAAAUACAGGUAGUCCUCGACUUACGACAGUUCGUUUAGUGACCGUUCAAAGUUACAACAUCACUGAAAAAAGUGACUUAUGACCGUUUUUCACACUUAACAACCGCUGCAGCAUUCCCCCGUAGUCACGUGAUCAAAAUUCAGGUGCUUGACGACUGACUCGUAUUUAUGACGGUCGCAGUGUCCCUGGGGUUACGCGGUCCUCUUUCGCGACCUUCUGACAAACAAAGUCAAUGGGGAAGCCAGAUUCACUUCACAACCAUGUUACUAUCUUAACGGUAAUGAUUCACUUAACGGCGAGAAGGAAGGUCGCCAAAUGGAGCAAAAUUCACUGAACAACUGUCUCGCUUACCAACAUAAAAUUUGGGGCUCCAUUUUGGAUCGUAAGGCGAGAACCACCUGUAUUUAAAUCGAUAAUAGAUGGUUAAAUCUCCAGAGCAAGGAAAGGGACACUUGCUUGCUUUGAGUCCAAACUAACCACCAUGGGCCAGAGAGGGUCUUUCUCCCCCCUCCCUACCUCCUUGGCUCUCCAGCCCCAUCAGUCCUCGGUGUGGGGUUGCGUUGAAGCAGUAUCAAAAGGCACACCCUGCUUUGGGGCAGGCAGAGCGUGCAACAAACAACGCACUUAAGCUGCUUCUCACCAGUAUGUACAAUGAGGCCUCCGCAACCAGGUUAAACGUCCCGAAUAGAAGCCAGUAAGCCAGGAUCCCAUCUCAGUUUAUUUUUGGCGCACCCAGAUUUAUGCACAAACCUCUUUUUUGCAAGAUGGGAUGGUUGCGGAGUCCUCCCAACCACUUUCAGUAUUCAGGGUUGCGUGUCCCUCCCGAGCCGGUUUGCGGUAUCGCCAGAAAUCCCUGUUUUCUGGCGUCGGAGACAAACCUGGUUGCGUUUUGUGGUUCGACCAAAUCCAAGGAUUCCUUUAAAGAAAAAAAAGUUUGGAGUUUUGAGCGGGUGGUUUGUUUCCCAACUGCUCUUCUAAAAAAAGGAGGUGAAGGGAGCAGGUUUUUUCCAAGCACUUCCAAAGCGGCAACUUUGGCUGACUCACGUGGUCGUUUGAAGCCGUUGGCGGCUCAACUUGAGAAAGUUCCGGGAAAGUAGAAAAAAAGUAAAGCUUUUUUUUCCCCUCAAGGAGUUAGAAUCACGUGAUCUCUGGAACCAGGUUGCAUUUCAAAACCAACUUUGCCCAACUUUCCCCUCGACUCCCAGAAUUCCCCAGCCAGCAUGAAUUCUGGGAGUUGAAGUCCUUCCUCCAUGCUGGCUGGGGCAUUCUGGGAGUUGAAGUCCACAUCUUAAAGCGGCCAACUCAACUUUGUGUGGAGCUCAACUCCCAGAAUUCCCCAGCCAGCAUGGAUGGCCUUUGACUCCCCGAAUACCCCAGCCAGCAUGAAUUCUGGGAGUUGAAGUCCACCCAAGCUGGCUGAGGUAUUUGGGAGUUGGAAGUCCUUCAUUCUGGCUGGGGCAUGCUGGGAGUUGAAGUCCACAUAAAGUUGAAAACUUUGGCCAGCUCAAGAGUAGACUUCAACUCCUACACUGCCCCAGUCAGCAUGAAUGGACCAAUUCCCAGAAUUCCCCAGCCAGCAUGAAUUCUGGGAGUUGAAGUCCACCCAAGCUGGCUGAGGUAUUUGGGAGUUGAAGUCCUUCCUCCAUGCUGGCUGGGGCAUGCUGGGAGUUGAAGUCCACACUUAAAACUGGCCAAAUUUUUCAACUUCAUGUGGACUUUGACUCCCACAAUGUCCAGCCAGCCAGACUUCAACUCCUAGAAUGCCCCAACUAGCAAACUGGCUGAGGAAUUCUGGGAGUUGAAGUCCAUAUUUCCUUAAAACUUUGCUGAGCUGGGAAGUGCAACUUUAGAGCCUGGCUUGGGCCUAUUUCCUAACCUCCCUAAUUGAAAAGCAUUUUCUGAUGAGGAUUAAAACUACCUUUCAACGCCGCCGUUCUUCGCUUGGCCUGGCCUUUGAUUUGGAUUAAAAGCCUUAGUUUUGGGGGUUCCCCCCCCCCUUUUCUGGUUCCAUGACUUAUUCCAAAGGGUAGCUAUGCAUUCUGUCAUUUACCAGGAUGGGUGAAAAGCAGGUUUUUUGGGGGGGUGGGGGGGUUGCAGGGAGAGGGAUUUGGGCAGGACAGGAGUAGCCACCGAUGAUCAAAACUGACUGCGAAAACUUCCGUUUAGCUUUCGGGAGAUUUUCCCGCGGGAAACUAUGCCUCCCGACGUUUUCUUGGACUUCCACAGCCCCUGUCGGUAAGGAAAAGCACCCCAAAAACGAGAUUUUUUUUGUAUUGCAUCCAUCAUCAGUGUUCUUCCUUUUAAUUUGCCUCGUGGAGUUGCUGUCCGUGGAAGCGAAGGAAGAAGAAAGUAUAAGCCUUAAAAGACUUUUCAAUGAACGGAUUAUUUUUUGGGGUGGGUGGGUGGGUGGGGGAAGACGGUUCUCACCUCGGAGCCCUGCAAGCAGAAACUGCCAGGGAUGUGCUGAAUAUUUUCAUUUUCACACCUCCAGCAAGAUGCCCUCCCGAGGACUUCCAACACCGGUAGUCCUCGAAUUACGACGAUUCAUUUAGUGACCUUUUAGAACCACAAGAGUCCUUAAAAAAAAUGACUUAUCACCGAUUUUCACUCUUAACGACUGUUACAGCAUUUCCCAUGAUCCAAAUUUGGACGCUUGGCAACUGACUCGUAUUUAAGACGGUUGAAGGGUCCUGGGGUCAUGUGAUCCCCUUUUGGUGACUUUCUGAUGAGCAAAGUUUUGUCAGAAUUCACUUAACGGUAGCCAGACAGGCCGUAAAAUGGAGCAAAACUCCCUUAAGAAAUGUCUCGCUUAGCAAUGAGAAAUUUUGGGCUCAAUUGUGGUCGUAAGGCGAGGAUUACCUGUCCGGUCCCUUUCACAGAUGCUCCCCCACCCCAAAUCUGAGUGUUGUUUGGUGAGUCGGCAUCUACGGAAGCCGAAUAUUGUGCUCCGUUGCAUAUUCACAAUAACCAAGCUUUCACUCGGUCCUCCGAAUCCCUGCCUGCCUUUUUAAAUACAGAGUCCUCGACUUAGCGACCGUUCAUUUAGUGACCGUCCAACGUUAUAACGGCACUGGAGAAAAGAAGCGACUUACGGCCAUUUUUGACACAACCGUUGCAGCUUCCCCCGCCAUCCCGUGAUUAAAAUUCAGCAACUGACAUGUACUUAUGCCUGUUGCGGUGUUCCAGGAUCACGUGACUCUCCCUUGGCGACCUUCUGACAUGCCAAGUCAAUGAGGGGGAAGCCAGAUUCACUUAACAACCGUGUGACUAACUUAGCAACUGCAGUGAUUCACUUAGCAACGGUGGCCAGAACGGUCGUAAAACGGGGCACUUAAAUCCCUUAACUGACGUUUCAUUUUGGACGGAGUUGCAAGUCGAGGACUACCGGUAUUGGAGUCAUGACGGGAGACAAGCAUUUCCCCCCUCCCCACCCCCGCUGCUUAAAAAUGCAGGUGUGACGUUAAGGAUCCGCUAUGCAAAUGAGGAAACACCUUUUGGUGGUCAAGGACGGGGUUUUCGCCCACACCUGUUGAUUUUUUACCUGGGAUCGACUCUGGGAUGGUUUCAAAGAAAUUGCAAAACUGCAUUCGCUCUGCUUCCUUAAUCCCAUCCCGAGCCGCCUCGGUGUGCUUCGAAAUCAUUUUGUGCUUCGGUGUCUCUCCUCGGCUCAAAUCCCCGGAAAUCCGCCCAGUCCCGAGACUCAAAAGCGUCGCUUUGCGAGUCCCACCUGAAUCACUGUGGCUUCGUCCGAUGUUUUGAUAAAAGAAAUCUGUUUACUGAGAAA
Messenger RNA from Pantherophis guttatus, 5964 nucleotides. RefSeq names its product ring finger protein 169 (gene RNF169). Gene Ontology annotation, biological process: double-strand break repair. Gene Ontology annotation, cellular component: site of double-strand break; nucleus. NCBI's taxonomy places the organism in Eukaryota, Metazoa, Chordata, Lepidosauria, Squamata, Colubridae. Gene Ontology annotation, molecular function: nucleosome binding; ubiquitin-protein transferase activity. The record is from RefSeq and is a predicted model, not a curated record.